AUGGGGAGUGGAAAGUGGGAGGUCACAGGUCCACCUUGAGGCAGAGGGUGUGGACGGCCUCCCGGACUCCCACGCGGGGUCCUCGGACAGUUCCGGAGUGCUUGGUGCCUGGCGGGCCUGCGCUGGUUCCGGAGAUUCCAGGCAGUGACCUUGACGCACCUGCAGAGCGUCGCCAGCAACUACAACGUGUCCUACAACGUUGAUGUCCGGUUCCGCAGCCUGGCGGAAGAGAGCCAGGCCGUGGCUCAGGCGGUCAACCAGUCACAGGCCGUGGUGCAGGGGGAGCUGGUGCAGCUCAAGGCCUGGGUGAGGAAGCUGCAGCGCCGAAGCCGGAAGAUAGACACGCGGCUGCGGGCCUUGGACCUCGCCCUGGGCGAGAGGAGCCAGCAGCAGGCCCGGGAGAGGAAGGCGCACGAGGCCCAGGGGGACGCCCUGCAGGACUCACUGGCACGCCUGGAGGGCCUCGUCCACAGUCAGGGCGCCAGGCUGGCUGCUUUGGAGGGGUGGCUGCCCGUGGCCCACCCUGGCAUCACAGCCUUGGGGCCGGCCCUCAUCCCAGCCCCAACCCAGCCUGGUCUGCUGGGCCCAAGCUCCCUGAAGCUUCAGAGGGACAGGCAGGAGCUCCAAGUUGCAUCCGAGCACAGGGGCCCCCGGCAAGACUCCUCGGCCCCUCCCCAGGGGACUCGGGAGCCCCCAGGCUCAGGCAGCCAUCGGGUACUCAAUGGGACUGCCACGGCCCCAAAAGAUCCUCCACGGCAGGCAUGGUCCCCCCGGGAGCCAGGAGAGAUUUGCGGCGUGGGCCCCACCCUCAUUUUUCCGAACGCCUCCACCAAGAACGUGGUGUUCCUCAGCCCCAGCUUCGUCACUGCCCUGCGAGCCGUGUCCUUCUGCAGCUGGGUCCGCACGGCGUCGGGUCGCCUGGGCACCCUCCUGUCCUACGCCACCGAGGACAAUGACAACAAGCUGGUGCUGCACGGCCGAGACUCCCUGCUGCCCGGAUCCAUCCACUUCGUGAUCGGGGACCCGGCCUUCAGGGAAUUGCCCCUGCAGCCACUGCUGGACGGCCAGUGGCACCACAUCUGUGUCAUCUGGACGUCCACUCAGGGCAGGUACUGGCUCCACGUGGAUCGCAGGCUGGUGGCCACUGGCUCCCGCUUCAGGGAGGGCUACGAGAUCCCCCCCGGAGGGUCCCUGGUGCUGGGCCAGGAGCAAGACAGUGUGGGGGGUGGGUUCGACAGCUCCGAGGCCUUCGUGGGGAGCAUGUCUGGCUUGGCUAUCUGGGAUCGGGUGCUGGUUCCCGGGGAAGUUGCAAACCUUGCCAUUGGGAAAGAGUUCCCAGCAGGUGCCAUCCUGACGCUGGCCAAUGCUGCACUGGCAGGCGGAUUCGUGCAGAGGGCCAACUGCACCUGUCUGGAGCGCUGUCCCUGA
Messenger RNA from Mandrillus leucophaeus (drill), 1428 nucleotides. RefSeq names its product pentraxin 4, long (gene PTX4). Lineage: Eukaryota; Metazoa; Chordata; Mammalia; Primates; Cercopithecidae. The record is from RefSeq and is a predicted model, not a curated record. The transcript is spliced from 3 exons.